Molecule: messenger RNA, 2409 nt
Organism: Ogataea angusta
Lineage: Eukaryota; Fungi; Ascomycota; Pichiomycetes; Pichiales; Pichiaceae
Exons: 1
Coding region: 1-2409 (802 amino acids)
Biological process (GO): mitotic cell cycle; DNA repair; DNA-templated DNA replication
Cellular component (GO): nuclear replication fork
Molecular function (GO): chromatin binding; protein binding
Source: RefSeq, a predicted model, not a curated record
AUGGACUCGUUGAAGCAGGUCUUUGUCACGGCUGGAACAACACUUGUACGCCAUUCGCGUGACGGCUCUAAGCUCUACGUGUGUACAAAUUCCAUCUUGAAAGUAUUCGACGUCUUAAACCCAGAGCGUGAGCCGGAGGUGUUGGACAUUCUAGGGAAGGUGAGCUCGUUCGAAGUGGGAGAGUUAAACGGCCACAGGUACGGCAUUGUGACCUCUAAAAGUGGUGUAUGUGAAUACUAUGACCUAGACUCUCUUCAGUCGAUGGGAAAGCUGGUUAGAUCACCGUUGAGCCUGAGAGACGCUGUGUUCACUCACGGGGGCUCGAUGGUGCUCUGCGGUGGUUCUGACGGUGAGUUGAAACUGGUGGCUCUUGGUGCCGAUGCAAGCAUCAAAUCUGUCAAUACUGGCGACCAGGUUACUGCGAUUGGGUACAACAACAUUGGCGAUCUGGCAGCUGUGUCUCUUUCCAACGGAGACGUUUCAAUAUACGCGUAUUCCACCACCGAGCCGGUGAAAAAACAUGUCUACACCAAUAUUACCGAGAAACACAAGCUUUUGGAUGACGAGGACGAGGAUGAUCUUGAUAUGGACGACGCGUUUGGGACCCACCCGCCGGAACCCAAGAACGUGGCUGGCGUGUGUGGCUGUGAUUGGCAUCCAGAUGGAGAUCUGAUUGCAAUUCCCACGAAGGACAAGGAGAUCGAGGUGUACGACCGCGCUGAUUUCUCCUUGUUGGAGUUUAAGUUCAAGGGACAAGUGCACGAGAAGUCGCUAGUCGAUUUGAAGUGGUCCCCCAACGGUGCCCAUUUGGCUUCUCUUGAUCAAGACAGAAAACUCAUUAUUUGGGAAACAGCUUCCAGAAAAUCUGUUAAGGUGUAUAGUCUGCCGGAAAAUGGCUGCUCAUUGUCCUGGGGCCGUGGCGACAACGACUUUGAGAUUGUUGUUGGAACGAAUCAUGGUCACAUCAUCAGAUACGAAUCGGUUGUGCCAAUAGAGGAAACCAGCACAAGGGCGGGAAACGUGGUUGCCGACGAAGCCGAAAGCGGGUCUGAGAGCGAAGUGACCGGGCUGUUCGACGAGGCACCAGAAGACGACUUCAUUGUGGAUGACGAUGGCUCAGGUUACGUCGAGAAGAAACGCUCUCUAGACACAAACCAGCCCAUCAAGCACCGCAAGGUGGUCGUUGACGAGCCUGCUUAUAGGCCGCUGUUUGAAAUACAGCCUUAUUCCCCAGGCGGAACGCCGUGGAACGGUAACCGGAAAUACUUGACCAUGAACUCUGUUGGAUACGCUUGGACGGUCAAAUUGGAGAGUUACAACACAGUCACAGUCAGCUUUUUCGAUAAAGGGCUGCAUAACGAGUAUCACUUUAAGGAUCUAUAUGGGUUCAACGUGGCUUCCAUUACCGAAGACGGCAUUCUCCUCGCUUCUGCUACCAAAGGAAAAAAAUCCACCAUAAUGUACAAGUCACAUGACCAGCAGGAUACCUGGAUCAGGACGCUUCUUCUGCAGCCCGGCGAGUUUGUUUCCAGCGUGACACUCAGCAAGAACUCGAUAUAUGUGGCUACUUCUUUUGGUUUUGUUCGCAAAUACAGCUUGUUCGGCCGGAUCGAAAGAAUCGAAAAAACAGCCCCCGUGGUCGCUUGUGUCAACAGCGAGAAGUAUCUCUUUACCGUGACUUACAAUUCGGGAUCGCUGAACUUUAAUGUGCAAGACCUCGACGGGAAAUACUUUCAACGAAACGAGCAUCUUCCAUUAGCCCUAGCUGGCGGGUCGUACUCAUCCUAUCCCCUAAAAGGAGUGUUCUUCUCUCUUGACGGUGAUCCUUGUGUCGUUGGAUCUGACGAUUUUCUUCUGGUGCUAACCAGAUGGAGGGAUCCGCUGCAGGCUUCCUGGAUUCCUCUUUUGGACACCGCUGCAGGGGUCAGAAAGCUGGCUCUUGGUGACGAUAUCAAAUGCUGGCCAUUGGGACUCUUGAAGAACCAUUUCAACUCCAUAGUCACAAGAGGGUCGGAAUACCCUUCGUUCCCGCUUGCCAUGCCUUUAGGAAUCCCGGUGAAACUUCCAAUUACCGGGGAAGAAGAGGAAGAAGAUCCGGAAGAGGAGCUGGUGCGACAUAUCACCUUGGGAGAAUUGCUCAAUGACGCAAUACAGAACGACGACGUGGUCGACGAGACCGCACAGGAGCGUUUGGCUGACAUCAGUGUCAAAUACGAUGCAGCGCUCCUGAAACAGUUCGGACAGUCCUGUAACGACAGCAACCUCCACGACGCUAUUUAUCUGGCCAGUAAGCUACGUGAUGAGAGAGCUUUGCAUGCGGCAUCCAAAAUUGCCGAGCGGUUGCAACUAGUUCAGCUGGUCAACAAGAUCACCAAGCUCAGAGAAGCCAGACUGGACUGGGAUGAAUAA